This is a messenger RNA of Rhizophagus irregularis DAOM 181602=DAOM 197198, 504 nucleotides long. NCBI's taxonomy places the organism in Eukaryota, Fungi, Glomeromycota, Glomeromycetes, Glomerales, Glomeraceae. The record is from RefSeq and is a predicted model, not a curated record.
AAAAAAAAAAAAAAAAAAGAAUUGAAAGUUCCAUUAUGCCUAUUAGACAAGAAUCAAUUAUUUCCGCAGUUGAUCGAGCAAAUGAUAUAUUAAAUUUUAAUAUUCAUAAUACGAUAAUUCAAUGUGAAUCGGCAAAAAAAAUAAUAAACGAUAAUAAAUCUCUUACAAAAGCUGAAAAAAAAGAAGCAAUCAAAAUAAUAAAUCAACAUUAUGAUAAUUAUAAAAUUGUUUAUAAUGAAGGAACAAGGAGAAUUUGUGAAAAUUGUCAAGAGGAAUGUUUAGCAACAUUAUAUUGUGAAAUUUGUAUUCGAAAUAAUUUAAAAUCUAAAUUUUCAGAAUGGACAUCUGGAAAUGAUAAUAUUGAUAAUUUAAUUCAAAAUUGUCAAAUAGAAUCACUUUCACCGGAUAAAAUAAUUGAAUGGAUUCCAUAUAAUAAUUUAAAAAAUAUAAAAAAAUUAACUGAAGGUGGUUGUUCUGAAAUUUAUACAGCGAAUUGGAUUGGUG